Messenger RNA from Fonsecaea monophora, 1080 nucleotides. RefSeq lists its product as hypothetical. Gene Ontology annotation, cellular component: membrane. Gene Ontology annotation, biological process: transmembrane transport. Gene Ontology annotation, molecular function: transmembrane transporter activity. The record is from RefSeq and is a predicted model, not a curated record. Bases 1 to 1080 code for a protein of 359 amino acids. Lineage: Eukaryota; Fungi; Ascomycota; Eurotiomycetes; Chaetothyriales; Herpotrichiellaceae. The transcript has 2 exons.
AUGGCCUUGCGAUUUCUGCUCGGCGCCGCCGAAGCAGGCUUCGGGCCUAGCAUUCCUUACCUGCUCAGUUUCUUCUACCUCAAACACGAGCAUGGCUUUCGCAGCGGGAUCUUCUUCGCGGCAGCUCCUCUCGCCAAUACGUUCGCUGGAGCUCUCGCGUACGGAAUCACGAGUGGUAACCCAGGCAUUGCCAAAUGGAGGCUACUUUUCCUUGUGGAAGGCAUUCCCACCAUCCUGGCUGCUCCUUUGGCCUGGUUCUUCCUCCCUGAUAGCCCGACUACUGCUCGGUUCUUGACUGCAGAAGAAAAGGAGGUUGCUCAGGCGAGAGUCAUCAGGCAGCAUGGUCACCAGGAGGCAGGCAAACACCGUGUCAGGCUCACGGAAGUCGGGCAAACCCUGCUUGACGCCAAAGCAUGGUUUACAGCGUUGAUGUACUUCUCGUGCAAUGUCUCUUACUCGUCCUUACCGGUCUUUUUGCCCACGAUCCUCAAUCAGAUGGGAUUCUCCUCCAUCAACGCACAAGGGCUGUCGGCUCCCCCAUAUUUUGUCUCGGCCAUUGUCACGAUUUCGACAUGUUGGAUUGCGGACCGAACUCAACAACGCGGACUCAUGAUUGCUUUUCUAAGUUGUGUAGGCGGGAUCGGUUAUAUCCUCCUGGCAACGUGCACAGCGGUAGCCCCGAGGUACCUCGGAACGUUUCUCUGUGCGUCCGGGGUGUUUCCCGCCAUUGCCAAUAUUCUACCGUGGGUUGUCAAUAACCAGGGAAGCGAUAGUCGUCGCGGAAUGGGAAUAAUCCUCCUCAACCUCGUUGGACAAUGUGGGCCACUUCUCGGCACUAGGAUAUUCCCCAAGUCCCAAGAGCCGCGAUAUGUUAAAGGGCAGAGUAUCUGUGCGGGAUUCAUGUUCUUCAAUGCAUUGCUGGCCCUGUCUCUGAGGACACUUUUGGUGUGGAAGAACAAGAGAUUGGACAGGAAGUAUGGAUCGCACGGUGGUUCGGAUAUGCAAAGGGCGACGAGUGGCGAGGCAGAUACGAAUGUGGGAGAAGAGAAUUAUGGCAGGACAUUCAGGUACAUUCUUUAG